Molecule: messenger RNA, 609 nt
Organism: Megachile rotundata (alfalfa leafcutting bee)
Lineage: Eukaryota; Metazoa; Arthropoda; Insecta; Hymenoptera; Megachilidae
Molecular function (GO): serine-type endopeptidase inhibitor activity; protein binding
Source: RefSeq, a predicted model, not a curated record
UUCGGAGCUUGCGUCAACUAUAAAAGUAAACGCGGAUAAUUCUGCCAGACCAGUGGAUGCUCGAUCUUCACGAGUAAGGGAUAAAGCGGAACACAAUGUGGCUAUUUUACGUAAUUCUUGUUGCCGCGUCCAGCGGAUCGUUGGUCGUCUUCGCACAGGAUGACCAGCUCCCAUCUGCGCGUCCAAUGGACAACGCUUUCGUAGUGGACGGAUUCGUUUUCGACGGACCAGCGUCAAGGCCAACAAACACACCUUCUGCGCCAACAGGAGGCACAACAGGAAGAUCAACUUCGACGACAACCUCGACGACAGCUUCUCCAGUGUCGGAUGCUGAAUUCGACGCUUGCGUUGCAGCCUGUCCGGCGACGCCGGAAUACAAUCCCGUUUGCGGAUCGGACAACGGGGACUACGAUAAUCCGGGACGACUGAGUUGUGCGGCAGCGUGCGGCCAGAGAGACAUCACCGUGAAGUAUUACGGGCGCUGCAUGACCGACAAGAUCAGAGGAUAACUUCUGGACAAAUAGGACGCGUUCGAUCAACUUAGUUCGCAUAAUUUCGAACGAAAAGACUGUAUUAGUGUUUAAUUAAAAGAAGUUAUUAUUUUUAUCA